Messenger RNA from Coregonus clupeaformis (lake whitefish), 2944 nucleotides. Its product is annotated as ER degradation-enhancing alpha-mannosidase-like protein 3. Lineage: Eukaryota; Metazoa; Chordata; Actinopteri; Salmoniformes; Salmonidae. The record is from RefSeq and is a predicted model, not a curated record. Gene Ontology annotation, molecular function: mannosyl-oligosaccharide 1,2-alpha-mannosidase activity; calcium ion binding. Gene Ontology annotation, cellular component: membrane; endoplasmic reticulum. Gene Ontology annotation, biological process: mannose trimming involved in glycoprotein ERAD pathway; carbohydrate metabolic process; endoplasmic reticulum mannose trimming.
GGGCAUCGAGCUGCCGCUUCACGACCACGGUAUGGAGCCAGUGGAGUUUCUGAGGAGCAUGGGCAUCUCCCUCACCCCACUGAAUGAGGCUGUGGCUGGGGCAACAGAGACACAUGGGGAGGCACAUAAAGGUGUUUACAGGGUGAAACUGGUGGCAGAGGUGACCCAGACCCCAGAGGAGGAAGUAGUACCCCUCAUCGUUCAGCUCAUAUCCCCCCCAUUUCUGGGUAGAACAGUCCUGACUGCUGGACCAGCCAAGUUUGGAAUGGACCUUAUCAAGCAGGAGCAUGGGGUGAAGGGCAGCAUCGUGAAGACCUCUCCCUACACAGCAUGUGGGCCCAUAGAGAAUGCUGAGGAGCUGAGUGGGCACAUUGCCCUGGCACUGCGUGGCGACUGCAUGUUUGCUGCCAAGGCCCGCAGGCUACAGGAGGCUGGGGCUAUCGGAGUCAUCUUCAUAGACCACCGGGAGGGGAGUAACAGUGCAGCGACGCCCCUGUUCCAGAUGGUGGGAGAUGGAGGGUCCACGGCUGACAUCACCAUCCCUCUGGUUUUCCUGUUCAGCCAGGAGGGGGCGCUGCUCACCUCUGCUUUGGAGGAUCACAGCAACGUAGAUGUACUGAUGCUGCCCAAAGAGCGACAGCUAGGUAAGAGAGCAGACAAAGCAGACAAGCCCCUGGGGAAGAUGAACAUCAAGUUCCGCCUGGCAGAAGAGGGGGAGCUAGAGGAGGGGGAGGCCAGAGGCCCCACCCUGAAGUUUGUCCUGGAGAAGGGAGAGGUGGUGUUGGAGGAAGAGGAGUACAGACAGCAAGGAGACAGCUGCUUAACAGCUGGUGGCGAUCAUGUACCAUGUUCUUACGGACAAACUGCUGCCUCGCCUCCCUUCCACAGCCCCAACGACCCCAAUACAGACCCCUGAUCUCAGGACAGUCAGGUUCCUCAACCCCCUCCCACUGACCACAGGGCCUGGGCUCCCCAGCACUGAUCCCUGGUCAGUCUAGAGGCAUGUUGCUGUGCCAAGAGAGAGCCCUCACUGCCUUGCCACACGCUCUGGACUGGACUGAACUGAUCGUUUUAACCAAGAGGGGAGCUUAGCGUGACAGUCAAUCCCACUGACUCACUCACUCUCCCUUCUCGUAUAGUUAAUAAUUAUUGGAACUGCAGUAGGUAUUAAUGUAUAGGAAGGGAUGGACAUUGGGCAGGGGUAGUGCUACACAAACAUAGCUUGUUAGUCUUACCUUGCUACUGUAGCCUCAUCACCAGUUGUAUUGUGGUGAUGACAUAGAUUUAGUCAGAUGCUUGUAAGAGAGAAUUGAUGAUGUGCACAUUUCAGAGAAAUAGCUGAGGGGAUAUUAGGUUGAUGUAGGGCACCUUUGUCUGAAGCCUUGUGUUUCAGUCUGUACUGUAGGCUAGAUUGUGUUGAGCUGCAGCAAUGACGUGGGGAUUUCUUUACUGUCCCCUGUACCAAGAUGGUGUCCUGUCAAUAGUGAUGUGUGUUCAUUUACCCAUUGUGGCUAGUAGUGCUGUUUUGAAGGGAUGCGUUAUCACUCACAAGAAUCACAAACUAUAAUGCUUUUAGACAAAGGAUAAGGGGCCAGUUUGGGUGAACUAAUGACUUCAGUCUUAUUUUGUACUGGUAAAUCAGGGGAAUUUAAGAGUUAAAAAUACUUGAAUGUGUGUGUGAUCAUUACUACACUACCGAAUCAAAACCUUGUAUCGACCUUAGUGAUGCGUAUUUCAUUUUUCAAAUGUCAGUUGGUUAUUAUUAAAGGUAGACUCAGCGAUGCACGAAGUAAACAUAAUAUCUGGACGAAUUCCGUCACAACUAAGACCGUUUAAGCGCCAAACUAAACUUCUCUGCUGUUUUGGUCUCGUAGCUAUCAUAUUGUAGCAGCGAGAAGCGCACCCGUGCACAUAUGCAGAUACUGUGUGAGAAGAAAGUCUUGCAUUGUACUUAAUAUCUGUAGACCUGCUCGUUGCAACUUUAAAAGACUGAGUCUACCUUUUUAAGUUAACUCCACUGCCUCUUCUUUCUCGGAUGGUUUUAGCUCUAGGUUGGUACUCUUCCUGUCUUCAACACUGCCCCUGUGCCACCAGAGUCUUAUAAUGCCAUGCACUUUGGCACAUGGGCAUCUUCCUACUAGAGCUAAUGUCAUGGUGGGGAUACACCCAGGGACUGCUUCCCAAGCAGCUCACAGCACACCAAACACACGGUCUGUCUGUGUUUUGUCUGUUUGGUGUCUUCUCAUUGUAAACAGCCUUUGUAUGAUUGUUUGUGUGUGGACAGUGUAAGAACAUCAGACUGUUCCAUUGUUUUCUCUUCUUUUUCUCUUUCCAUUCAUCUUUCUUUUCGCAGUAUGAGAUUACCUGGGCAUGAGUGUGUGUGUGUGUACCAAGAACAGUUAAGAUGCAGCAGCCAUAAUGUUUCUAUUUGUAUGAUCAGAUGCAGUCACUCACAUCUGUGUAUUUUAUCAUUCAUUCCUGAGUCUCAAUUUGAUCUGCCAGAUGUUGAAUAAUUUUUGCAUGAGUUUUAUGUGUAAUAUAUAAUUUUAAGGUGUAAAAGUGGGUUAUAUUCCAAUUACAGUUAACAUUAGUGCAGUAGUCCUGUCAUUUUUGCUGCUCACUUAAUUUGAAAUCUUAUUCCAACAUGGCCACCUAUAUACUUGUGUAUUUCAGUCAACCUGUAUACAUAUAUGACCAUUACUGUCCACUCAGAGAGGAAAGGGCCAUGAGACAUUAAACAUAAGUUGUCUUUUUAGGUAUUUAUUCUGCAAAUAUUAUUUGCCUUUUGGAAAUGUUGAUAUGAUAGGAAUAGCUGAAGCUCCCAAAAGUGCCAAAGUGAUUAUUGCUGAUAACACAGUAUCAGAUUCUAAUGUACUUUGUCUUUUGAGAAGAUUAUUUGAGAGCUGAAGCAACCUGAUCUUGUCAAUAAAUUUAAGAAUUAUGA